AUGCCAGCCAGCCGAGAAAUGAGCCGAUAUGAUCAUCUCAAGGCUGUCUUUGCCAGGCGCCUUGGCCAAGAUCCCGAGAUCAAGGAUGAUUCAAGGUCUGAAAUUACAUUGGUCCCAAAACAACCAAGCGUAGAAAGCCACAAGAGACCCAAGUCUCUUCCUAACUUCAAUGCCGCCGAUAUGUGCUUCGGUUCUUGCUGCAGGAACAACUAG
Penicillium bovifimosum is the source of this 213-nucleotide messenger RNA. RefSeq lists its product as uncharacterized. The transcript has 3 exons. Lineage: Eukaryota; Fungi; Ascomycota; Eurotiomycetes; Eurotiales; Aspergillaceae. The record is from RefSeq and is a predicted model, not a curated record. Bases 1 to 213 code for a protein of 70 amino acids.